CUUUCAACUACCCACCAACAAAGUACCAACAAAGUCGCGACGCACCAGACCAGACACUCCAGUCUGCGACUCUGCGAUUGCUUCACUUGGCCAUUCGUUAUUACCUACUCUAUUUGUUAUCGUUGCGCCAGACCUUCCUGAAGUUAUCUCUAGUUGCCGGGAGCUUUUGCGCCGUGUUAAUUACCUAAGUUGUGCACACGUCCGCCGUGACCUCGGUCGGCACCUUCUCGCUUCUCAAUUCCAGUCGCGCCUGCUGACGAUUACCUCUCCAACCUCGACCACCGGUACUUGUCCAUCUUUCUAUUCCCUCUCCCUCGCCCAGACUCUUUGCGCCCUGUGGACAGUUUUGCAAAGUCACAAACUUCGCCGUCAGGUCGUUUUAGUUGUCUAAUAGUUGGCAACACACAGGCAUCCUGCCUAACAGCCGAUGAUCACUGAUCAGCGUUCGGCAUUCUAAGGUUCUUUCCUCAGGACCAUAUCAAAUCCACCAGAUCCGAAAACCGUACGUAUAGUAAUCUCCGACCCACCCUCCGCCUUGGUCGACCCAGCCUGCGUCCCAACGCCCAGGGCUCGUCGCCCCAGGCCUUUCCUUUUGUGGUUUUCCCUCCUCACGCAAUUCUCACCCGCUUCCAAUUCUCGAAUCUCCUCGCCUGGCUCUACCCUAUCCCUCUCCUGGGCUCUGACCCACGACAUCCCCCCACCCUGCCACCCACCCUUCUCAUUACUGUCAGUCUGUCUUGUAUCCUGUACAGUUUUCAUCGUUACCGUAUCGUUACCGUGUUCAUACCGUUUCGCCUCGGUUUGCGUCCUUCCCCAUUACGUACGAUGCUGGCAGACUGCCCACACCCAUCCUGAUCUCAUCCUAACUUUGGCUUUGGUUACAUAUACCCCCUCGGCACCACCCUCUAAGCCAGCCUCGUCUGUUGAGUCUGCCCUCCUUGUCUACAAGUCACUUCAGCCUUCUAGUACUGGACUUGCAAGUUUUUGCGUGACUUAAGCCUGCCACCUGUCCCAAGCCUCAACAGUGUGUCCCAAGCCUCAACAGUCCAUCUCGACAUCACACCAUGACAUCCAUCACUCAGUUAUUGUCUCCAUGGCCUGUUUCUAAGCAUUCAAUAGUAUUACGAGAUCAACAUUAUCCGCCGCCACACUUCUCCAGUUACUCAGAUCCUGUCGACACCAUGCCACCAAUGCCUCCUUCUCCCAGUGACCAUGCCAAUGACAAUGUCACCGGCAGUGCUGAAAGCGAUGGUGGGGAGAAUAAUGGAGACGGCCGCAAGGGCUAUGGAAAGCGCGAGCUCAGCACUAGCAAACGCGCUGCCCAGAACCGAGCUGCACAGAGAGCCUUCCGACAAAGAAAAGAGGGCUAUAUCAAGAAACUAGAGGAGCAAGUUCGCGAUUAUCAAGUUCUGAGUGAGAACUUCAAAACUGUUCAGGCAGAAAACUAUCAACUUCGAGACUACAUCAUCAACCUACAGUCACGUCUACUCGAGUCACAGGGCGAGGUUCCUCCGCCUCCAAGCAAUGUCGACGGUCUUCAGCCAGGAAAGGCGGGUCCUCCACCUCCCCAGGCGGGCACUUUGCCCCGUCUCUCCGAAUUGGGUGCUGUCGGCCAGUCUCAGGACGCCAUGGGGAGCAGUCAUCACGAACCUCACCGUGGCUCGUAUCCAGACCCUACGUACGCGGAGUCGCCAGUAUCGAAACGUGCACGGACAGCUUCAUCUGAUCUGACGCCAUCACAAUCUGCCCUUCAAGGGCCAGCAAUUUUGUCACAGUCAUCUGCAGGCGUACGGUAGAGCUAUUUGGCGACGGGGUUCGCGUCGAGACAAGCUCCCCAGAUGCCGCUGUGGUUAUUUUGUCCAAAAGGACCGGCAUGGCAUUACAGGUGUACGGAACACGGGUGGGAAGGUCGUCGACUUGUUGACUGGCGUUUGAUGCAUUUUGGAUGUGCUCAUGACGAAGACGGUGGUUGAGGGAGCCACUUGGAGAGCUGUGACCUGUACCAAGAACAAGGACCCAGCUCUCAAACUGUGUUAGCAUAGAAGUCUUCAAAAUAUGGCUAUGAAAUGAUAUCCACAGGCUGAAGCCGAGCAUGAAGAAGCA
Exophiala mesophila is the source of this 2103-nucleotide messenger RNA. RefSeq lists its product as uncharacterized. Gene Ontology annotation, cellular component: RNA polymerase II transcription regulator complex. The record is from RefSeq and is a predicted model, not a curated record. The transcript is spliced from 3 exons. Lineage: Eukaryota; Fungi; Ascomycota; Eurotiomycetes; Chaetothyriales; Herpotrichiellaceae. Gene Ontology annotation, molecular function: DNA-binding transcription activator activity, RNA polymerase II-specific; transcription cis-regulatory region binding. Bases 1065 to 1796 code for a protein of 243 amino acids.